Molecule: messenger RNA, 2652 nt
Organism: Hypomesus transpacificus
Lineage: Eukaryota; Metazoa; Chordata; Actinopteri; Osmeriformes; Osmeridae
Gene: pheta1
Product: PH domain containing endocytic trafficking adaptor 1
Exons: 3
Coding region: 317-1168 (283 amino acids)
Biological process (GO): endosome organization; receptor recycling; retrograde transport, endosome to Golgi
Cellular component (GO): trans-Golgi network; early endosome; recycling endosome
Source: RefSeq, a predicted model, not a curated record
CCCUAAAACGGUGCGUGCCAGAUGAAGCACGUGACCAGUACGUGGAGGAAAAGGGGACGAGAGCAGGAAAAAGCUGGCGAACUGAAAGGCUCCGGACUGCAGAGGUUUAGACCACAGCGGAGUUGAGAGACAGAGAGACAGAGCGAGAGAGGAAAAUAUGCUGUUUUUGGGUGAAGUCCAAUUGCCCAAGGGUCGUGGGUAAGAGGCUGAAGAACAACUGGAUAUGAGAUAGAGAUAGACUGGUUUCAUCUCCCCAGCCUGGGAACCCCGGGGCCACUGCCCCCCCCCCCCUCCCCUGCACGCGGAGAGGCUAGCCAUGAAGCUGAACGAGGUGAGCCUAGCUCACUACGCCACCAGCGAGUCGCCGCCGGACAAGACGGGCUUCCUGUUCAAGAAGGGCGAGCGUAACACGGCGUAUCACCGCCGCUGGUUCAUCCUGAAGGGGAACCUGCUGUUCUACUUCGAGGAGAGGGAGAGCCGUCAGCCAAUCGGCGUCAUCGUCCUGGAGGGCUGCACCGUGGAGCUCUGCGAAUCGGCCGAGGAGUUCGCCUUCGCCGUCAAGUUCGACUGCGCCAAAGCCCGCGCCUACAAGAUGUCCGCCGACAGCCAGGCGGCUAUGGAGUCGUGGGUGAAGGCGUUGUCGCGCGCCAGCUUCGACUAUAUGAGGCUGGUGGUGGGGGAGCUGGAGAGGCAGCUGGAAGAGAUCCAGGAAGGGCCGGGGAGCGGGGGGGCGCAGGGGAGGUGCAAGCCCUCCUCCAGGAAGACGCCGGGAUGGGCGGGGCGGUCCAAGUCGGGAGCUCCUGCCUCGUCCUCCGGCCUGGGGGACAUCCCCGUGGGCCCCCAGGGAGCAGGCGGCUCUCGCGGCCAGUCGGAAGAGAUGCAUUCUGGGUCCGGCUUCCCCAGAGAGAACGGGGUGUCCUGGAGCAAGCUCCCUGCUCUGGCCAACGGAGCGGAGAGCCACUCUGCCAGCGUGCCGUGGGAGGGGGGCGGAGGUGGGGGGGACGGGGGCUGGGGGGAGGGGGUCAGGCCCCCCCCGGUGCCCCCCAGGAGACGGGGUGCCUCUCUGGAGAGCCCGGUGUCUCCUGGUACUGGGUGCUUCUCCAAGCUGCACGACUGGUACGGACAGGAAGUGGAUGAACUGAGGGUGGAGUGGCUGCAGGGCCAGUGAGAAGACACACACACAUGCACACACACAUAUAUACACACACAUACAUUCUUCCUUUUGUGCUUAAUGUGCGCAGCUGUUUAAAAUAAUGCAAAAUGCUAUUUUAUGAUCACAUUCAUUUGUUUCACCUCACUUCCAUGAGGGUGAAACGUUUCAGAGAGAAAUGUUACAAACGAACGUGGGUUCGCCGUGCGUGACAGUGUUUGUGUCUCUUCCAAUAAACACAGACCUCUUCCUUCUGGAACAUUCUGCACUAUUCCAGCCUUACUGAACGUAGCCCAACUCACUGUUCUUCCAGAGGUGAGGGGGAAACUCAUUGACAAGAAGUACUUUCCUGGUUGUUAAAGCCUCCUUUGGCUGAUGGUACAGUGAUUUCGUUUGUUUUAAGGAUCAAAACUCAUUUCUUUCUAUGUGUCUGUUUGUUUUUUGAUCACCUAAGAGACAACUACAAAAUGUCAGCAGCUCAGAUCGCUGUUUUAUAUUGUUACAAGGUUAUGUUUUUGUUUCUGAGUGUCUGUCUGUGAGGAGUGUACACGCUAAUCUCCUUUAAACUUUUUCCGAGGAGGGACCCUUGGAAACAACUCGUUAUUCCUUUUCUACCUUUUUUUGAUAACUUGCUUUUAUUCUAUUUUUUUAUACCUUUUAUAUUUUCAAUCUGUGCCUUGUUUAUUUUUUGUUGUUGCCAAAAUCUCACCUUGGUGCAAUUUCCUUACUUUGUGACAAUGGUGGGACCCAAUUGGCCAGCUUCAAUGCACCUUGCGCAGUGCUGCAAUUAUUAUUUUUCAUUUUGUGCUUUUUGUUGAUGAAAAGGUAACUGAUCAUUGACUAAAGGUUUUCUGAUCGUGGGAGAGAAAGAUGCAGGAUUGUUAUGGUACCGAUCUGAUUCAAUCAACUGAACAUGUGACACUGUUUAAAGGAUGCGUUCACCUUGUGAUAAUCACACUGUUGUACUAAGAAGAUAUGAGACGUAUUUGAAUAGAAAUGCAUUCUUCCUUGCUUGCUUCUUUUGAAGUGUAAUUACGGAUUGAAUCGAUUUGGUGAUCGGAUCAAUUCUCCUUAUGUUACUGUGUCACCAAUUCAAACCAGAUCAGAGAAAGAGCUUGUGGAUACCGAUGGAUGGAUGAGACGAAGGAGUUAUAUACACGUUUUCUAAUGCUUCUUACCUUGUGUAAUGUGUAAUGUUUAAAUCUCUGUCGAUAUAACCUUUUGUAUUUAGAAUCAAUCAUAUGCGCCAACUUCACAUUUUAAUUGUGUAUAUUAGUGCCAAAUAAGGGAAAUGAUCUCUUAAGUCAUUGUUAUUUAUCUUUGGUCUUCAUGGUCGAAAUUCCUGACUAUUACAACAAUGUCUGUUUGUUCUACAAUCAAGUAGAUCCCGAGUGUACCUUUAUAUCAUAUACCGAAUAAACUGCUUCGAUUUAAGUGGUCAUCACUAAAGGGGUACUUAAAAAAAGACAAUAGUAUGAAAAAUCAAUAAACGGAUAAUGUUA